AUGCAGUUGUUCGCGGUGGUAAUGGUGGCGGUGCUGGCGGUUGGGGCCCGAGGCAAGGCCGUGCAGGUGUCGGACAACGAGAUCCCCUCGGGGGCGGCGGAGGACCGAGGUUUCGCCGCCGCGGCGGAGGACCCGGCCUGGCGCUACGCCGGCAGGGUGCUGGACGCGUGCGGCGACAAGGAGCUGGCGGCCUGCCUGGGCGCCAAGGCGGUGGCGGCGCUGGGGCGGGCGGAGGCGGCGCCGCGCAUAGCGCUGCUGCCCGGGCUGGCGCUGGUGAGGAGCGCCGACGCGCCGGCGCGCGACGCCAAGGCGCUCGCCUCGGAGGCGGAGGUGCACAACAGCCUGGAGCAGGGCGCCGCCGCCGGCGACCAGGUGGGGCGGCUGGCAGACAUGCUGCUGGAGGCGGCGGCCAGGUUCUUCCGCUCGCACGUGCUGCAGUUCCGCCUGCCCGAGGGAGCCGCGCAGCCGCUCCAGAGGGCACUCGACGAGGGCCGCGGCAAGAAGAAGAUCCUGAAGACGCUGAUGCCCCUCAUCAUGGGCAUAGGCCUGAAGCUGAUGGCGCUGCUGCCCAUCGGGCUGGGCGUGAUCGGGCUGCUGGCCGCCAAGGCCCUGCUCGUCAGCAAGGUGGCGCUCAUCCUGGCCGGCGUGCUCGCCGCGCAGAAGCUGCUGGGGUCCGGGGGCGGCCUCUCAGGGCUCGGCUCCGCCGCCGGCUGGGCCUCCGGCAACUCCGGGGGCGGCUGGAGCAGCAGCCCGCCCGCCGCCGCCGCCGCCGGCUGGGCCUCAUCCGGCCCGGGGUCGUCCUCCUACUACCGCAGCUUCGACGCCGACGCCGCCGCGUCCGCCCACGACAUCGCCUACAAGGCGCAGGCGCCGCAGAACUGA
Molecule: messenger RNA, 882 nt
Organism: Bacillus rossius redtenbacheri
Lineage: Eukaryota; Metazoa; Arthropoda; Insecta; Phasmatodea; Bacillidae
Exons: 2
Coding region: 1-882 (293 amino acids)
Cellular component (GO): membrane
Source: RefSeq, a predicted model, not a curated record